GAAGAUAGAAAAAAAAUUAACAGGCCUUGUCUGCCUUUAAAACCUGCUCCGCUUCUCGAACCCUUGGGUCCGAUUACCUCUGUUCGUUGUCACACAUCCCAACGUUCCCCUCAGCUCAAGACUCUCUCUCUCUCUUCGUUCUCACGCAUCCCAACGUCCCUCUCAGCUCAAGACGGACUCUCUCUUCACUGUUUCUGGAUUAUUGUCAUUGUGUUGAAGCGUUAGGGUUUCGGCAUCGGCUUUUGAGAAAUGGCGGAUCACAGCGAGAUUUCAGAUCCGAAAGGCGAGUCCUUGAUGGAUAAGAUCGCCGACAAGCUUAACGUCGACGAUUCGUCGUCGUCCGACUCCGAUUCGGCCAAGAAACCCGCCUCAUCCCCGCCGUCCGUCAAGCCCAAGGCCACUCCUUCCACGUCGUCCAUGAAAGCCAAGAUUUACCGCAUGUUCGGGAGAGAGAAACCCGUUCACAAGGUUUUCGGUGGUGGAAAACCUGCUGACAUUUUCUUGUGGAGGAACAAGAAGAUAUCUGCUGGUGUCCUUGGGGCAGCCACAGCAUUGUGGGUUUUGUUUGAAUUGCUGGAGUACCACCUUCUUACUCUAGUGUGCCACCUAUUGAUACUCGCACUUGCAAUUUUGUUUUUGUGGUCCAAUGCUUCAAAGUUCAUCAAGAAGUCUCCUCCACGUAUUCCCGAAGUUCAUCUCCCAGAGGAACAAUUCCUUGAAUUUGCCUCUGCUCUGAGGAUUGAAAUUAACCGAGCUCUUGUUGUCUUGCGAGAUAUUGCCUCUGGAAGAGAUCUGAAGAAGUUUGUUGCAGUGAUUGCUGGUUUGUGGGUUCUCUCACUUUUGGGAAGUUGUUGCAACUUCUUGACGUUGUUCUACAUAGCUUUCGUAUUGCUGCACACGGUGCCUGUUCUAUAUGAGAAGUAUGAGGACCAGAUUGAUCCGCUCGCAGAGAAAGCAAUGAUGGAGAUCAAGAAGCAGUAUGCAGUGUUUGAUGAAAAGGUUCUUAGUAAAAUUCCAAGAGGGGCAUUGAAAGACAAGAAAAGAGCUUAGAGAAGCCGAAGGAUUUGAUUCCACAUGUUUAGCUUUUGCAUGUAUUAGCAAGGCUCUUUUUAUCAUUUCGGUCCCUGCUGUUUCUAGGGUGGGUUUGCAAUUUGGAUGGAUUUUGGUUUGGAAACGAAUAUUGGCAAAUAGGUUGUAUAAGUUAUGCUUGUAGGCCAGUAUCAACAAUGUUUAUUUGAACACUUCAUCCUCAGGUGGUUUCAUGUAUGUAAUGUGGUUAUUGAUUC
Messenger RNA from Rhododendron vialii, 1286 nucleotides. Its product is annotated as reticulon-like protein B1. The record is from RefSeq and is a predicted model, not a curated record. The transcript has 5 exons. Bases 250 to 1050 code for a protein of 266 amino acids. NCBI's taxonomy places the organism in Eukaryota, Viridiplantae, Streptophyta, Magnoliopsida, Ericales, Ericaceae.